Blastocystis hominis is the source of this 1092-nucleotide messenger RNA. RefSeq lists its product as hypothetical. The coding region runs from base 1 to 1092 and encodes 363 amino acids. The transcript is spliced from 5 exons. The record is from RefSeq and is a predicted model, not a curated record. Gene Ontology annotation, biological process: protein phosphorylation. Lineage: Eukaryota; Bigyra; Opalinata; Blastocystidae. Gene Ontology annotation, molecular function: ATP binding; protein kinase activity.
AUGUGCCAAGGCGAGCUGCGGCCGGUGGAGAAGGGAGUGAAGGACGGGAUCCAUCGGCUGCAGUGCAUCGAGUGCCACCGCGUGGUCACCAUGCGCUACUGCUCCGCCUGCGGACAUCAGUUCGAGGACACGGUCGUCGACGCGCGCAUGGAGAUCCCCGGCGUGAACGUGGGAACGCAGAAACACACCGGGGAGCUGUACAAGCAGUCGCAUUUCUCGGGGAUGACGAAGGUCUACGCGCGGCUGCAGAACCAUUUCUUGUAUUUGUUUAACACACCCGCGGCCGAUGUGCCCAGCAUGGCCUUCUUUUUGGACAAAGCCACUAAUAGAGUGCCCGACGCCAAGAACGCGAAGUACUUCGGCUUCACUCUGCAGUUCCCCGCGGCAUACGACCAGACCUUCUACACCACGACGGAAUCCGACCGAGCGAGCUGGGUGAAGACGAUCGAGGAGGCGUCGGGCGUGCGGCGCUUCGGCGACUUCUACGACCUGCGCGAGAAGAUCGGCGAGGGGCGUUUCGCGGAGGUGUACCGCUGUAUCGAGAAGAAAUCGCGGAAGGAGUACGCGGUGAAAGUGAUCGCGAAAUCGAAGCUGACGGAGAAGGAAGCGCAGCUGAUCCAGACGGAAAUCGCGAAUUUGUCGCUGGUGCAGCAUCCGAACAUCGUCACUCUCAUCGAAACCUUCGAGUCCCCGCACGUACUGGCUUCUCUCGCAGAGUUUUAUGCGCAGCAUAUGUACAUCGUGAUGGAGCUUCUGCGAGGCGGCGAGCUGUACAGUAAUAUCUGCGGACGAGCGAUUUUGAGCGAGUUGGAGGCGUAUCAGAUCAUCGCUCCGCUCACCAAUUGCUUGUGUUAUCUGCACAACAUGGGGAUUAUUCAUCGCGAUAUCAAACCUGAGAAUAUUUUAUGCAACUCCAGUUUGUUUGAUGUUAAAAUCGCCGAUUUUGGGUUCUCUAAACUCAUUUUCCCGCGGGAAAAGCUCGACUAUCCUUGCGGAACGCUCAACUAUAUCGCUCCGGAAGUCAUUACAAGGAAGGGAUACACGACGAAAGCAGAUAUGUGGUCGCUGGGAAUCAUUUUUUACCUCAUGUAA